This is a messenger RNA of Ilyonectria robusta, 1875 nucleotides long. RefSeq names its product histidine phosphatase superfamily. Gene Ontology annotation, molecular function: phosphatase activity. Bases 166 to 1584 code for a protein of 472 amino acids. The transcript is spliced from 3 exons. The record is from RefSeq and is a predicted model, not a curated record. Lineage: Eukaryota; Fungi; Ascomycota; Sordariomycetes; Hypocreales; Nectriaceae.
CUCUCGACAAUCCACAUACCUACAUAAGGUACCUCUACAGUGCUGCCGCUGCGUCACCUCUACCAAGCAAGAGAAACACCACUCGCUACAAACAAACGCCUGCAAACAGCCCUCUACAAAACAACCCUCUACAGCAAGAAACCGCCCACACGCAUUCCGCCCAGCAUGACAAAACCGCGGCUGAUCAUAUUAAUCCGCCAUGGACAAUCCGAAGGAAACAAAAACAAAGACAUCCACCAGACCAUCCCCGAUCACCGGGUGAAACUCACCCCCGAAGGCUGGAACCAAGCCCACGACGCUGGACGCCGACUUCGCAAACUCCUCCGCCCCGAUGACACCCUUCAAAUCUUCACUUCUCCCUACCGCCGCACCCGCGAAACCACCGAAGGCAUCCUCUCCACCCUGACCUCUGACGAUCCCGGCCCCUCUCCGUUCCGCCGCUCCAGCAUCAAGGUCUAUGAAGAGCCCCGCCUCCGCGAGCAGGACUUUGGCAACUUUCAGCCCUGCAGCGCCGAAAUGGAACGCAUGUGGCAGGAACGUGCUGACUACGGCCACUUCUUCUACCGCAUCCCCAACGGCGAGAGCGCUGCCGACGCUUACGACCGCGUCAGCGGCUUCAACGAGAGUCUCUGGCGCCAGUUUGGCGAGGACGACUUUGCCAGCGUCUGUGUUCUCGUCACUCACGGCCUCAUGUCCCGUGUAUUCCUCAUGAAAUGGUACCAUUUCACAGUCGAAUACUUCGAAGAUCUCCGCAACAUCAAUCACUGCGAGUUCCUUAACAUGCGCAAACAGGACAACGGCAAAUAUAUCCUCGAGAAUAAGCUUCGCACCUGGUCUGAACUGCGUCGCGAACGCAAGGACAAGGAAGAGAAGGACAAAGACAAGGAGAAGGACAAGUCAAACCUCCCACGCACAAAGACUUUCGUCGUCACCCGGCGCUGGGGUGGCUGUCCGAACGGGUGCAACCACAACGGCCACUACGUCAAACGUGAUGACCUCGAGGUCCUACGCCAGAAGGACAAUGAGACGGCUGCUCCUGGUAACACGGAUGUCGCUCUCAUGCGGGUUCGGAGGUCACGACUGCACCAGUCCACGACCAUUGAAGCCCAAGCCAACGGCGAGCAAGACGGCGUCAAGGGAGCUCCCGAAAUAGAUGUCAGCCAGCUUCACAAUGGACAGGCCUGCUCCUUUCUCAACGGCAGAUCCUCGUCUGUAGAUCUUGAGCAGAACACUGAGCCCCCCUUCCUCCACACUGGCCGCGAUGGAGGCGGUACCUACUCCGGUCACACCUCCGCCGCUGAAACCGACACCGACCUCUCCGAGGACGACGAGCUGAACCUCCACCGCGUUGCCUCCCUCAAUGCCCACCACAAGAGCAUCAAGGACACCGCGGUCCAGGAGUCCAACGGCACCACACCAAACCACUACAUGGACAAGCUGGCGUACGCAGACGAGAAUGGUACCGGCGAGCCCCGUCGGUCUAACCGCCUCGGCGACGCUUCCCCGGAAUCCUCCGAAGGCGAUCCCGACGACAUCGACCAAGCCGAGAAGGAGGACCGGAGCAUCCAGGGCAGCGUCUACUGACAUGUCGCUCGCUCUCUAAUGAAUAAUGGAUUCCUUGCAGGAAUAUGCUGACGACUCUCCUUCUUUUUUUCGGUUCGUUUUUGUUCUGCUUCAACGAGGAAAAGGAAUCUACUUGGACGACUCUCUCAAAAUGGAAUAUGAGAUAGACUGUGCAGGCAUGGUUUUGGGGGUAGCAUGUUACCAGGUACCCAAUCGGCGUUUAUUGUCUUCACUCUACGAAAAUGGCAACAUACCUAGAUCAUGACCAUAGACAUUUGAUGACAUUCACGAGUGUACUUCCCUUGAUUCUUU